Plasmodium gonderi is the source of this 240-nucleotide messenger RNA. RefSeq names its product variable surface protein. NCBI's taxonomy places the organism in Eukaryota, Apicomplexa, Aconoidasida, Haemosporida, Plasmodiidae. The annotation marks the transcript as partial. The transcript has 2 exons. The record is from RefSeq and is a predicted model, not a curated record.
AUGAAAAAAUUAAUAAUAAGUAAUAUGAGUAAAAAUAUUGUAACUUUAAAAGAAUACAUAUAUAUAAUAAAUACAUUCAUUUCAAACUUAUUAUUGUGUUAUUCAAAAAAAAAUAAUUCCUUGAAUUUUGUUAGUUGCAUUCUUUGUGCACCAGUUCUUAAUAUUAUAUUUAUGUAUAUAACAAAUAUAUUCCCGCGUUUGUCCUUAGCAGAACAAUUAUAUAUUACUGUAUGUUACAUU